UCUAAAAGGAAAACCAAUAUGUAAUCAAUUCAGCUAACUGUGGAAUAAUAAUCUUAAUAAUCUCCAGAAUACCAAUUCAAGCUGGAAAAUCAACCAAAAUUCAAUAGAAGGAAAUCAAAUAAAUGAAACAUUCGACCAGCAACAUGGCGUAUGAUUAACAUACGCAUUUAUUGUUCGCCGGCAUUUCUGUGUUACGUGUGGAGGAGGGCGACUCCCUGGCUGCGUGCAGGAGAGGGAGACGGCAAUAAGAGUGAAGCUGGCAAAUUCUCACACAAAAUGCGUCGACUAAGCAGCAGCAGCAGCAGUAGCAGCAGCAGCAGUCUUAUAAUCAACAAAAAACAACAGCAACAACAGCUGCUGGAGGUGAAGGAGCAGCAGCAGCAAAAGCAGGCCCUAGCAGAGCAGCGACCGAGGCAGAAGCAGAAUCAGCAGCAGCAGCAGCAGCCGAAGGCAGUGAAAGAGCAACGAAAGCAGCAACAAAAUCAAAGGUUAAUCCCGGGCCCACGCUGCCCACUGCUGCCGCUGCCGCUGCCGCUGCUGCUGCUGCUAAUGCUGCUAAUUGUUGGCCAAGCAGUUUACGCAGUCGCGGCCAGUGGCAGUGCCAGUGGGGCAGUGUCGAGCGGCACGGAUUGGCUGGCUGCCCAACCAUCGAGCUACGACCAAGACAAUGCAUUUGCCGUGGGGCACAGCGGACACUCUUCAACUGCCCUGCUGGAGGAUGAGCUGCUUGUGGAGGAGGAACCGAAUGCGCUGACCAUUGCACGGCCACCGCGUGCAGGUCGCGGCGAGCGGCAGGCGGAGGAGGACCAGGUGGAUCGCUGCCGGCUCUUCGUCGAGGGAGAUCCCACCAAGAAUGAGCUGUACAGCCCCGAGUAUCCCAAUCUGUAUCCCAAGAACAUCAACUGCACGCGCGUAAUAACAGCGCCGAAGGGACAAAUCAUACGCCUGGACUUUCGCAACUCGUUCAAUAUCGAGGCCAAGGAGGAGUGCAAAUUUGAUUUUCUCGAAAUACGAGACGGUCAGUAUGGGUUCUCCACGCUGAUUGGGAAAUAUUGUGGCACCGAUUUCCCACCGGAAAUCACAUCCAAGGAGCGCUACCUGUGGCUGCACUUCCACUCGGAUGAGACCAUCGAGUACACGGGGUUCAGUGCCGUCUACGAGUACCUCGAUCGGAAUCGCGAGGCGCCCAGCACCGACCUCAACUGCACCAUCGAGAAGGAUGGCUACGAGGGCUUCAUCAACUCAACGGAUGUCCCAGCGGAUAUACGCGAGCAGGUCAUUCGCAACAAGAUAGCGCUCGAUUGCAUUUGGCGCAUUCAGGUUAAGGAGAACUGGAAGAUUUUCCUCAAGUUUUUGGACUUUAAGCUGAGCAAACCGAACGACUGCGAGACCAACUUUCUGGACAUAUUUCCCGAGCAGACAGUGAUGCCAUUGCGGGUGAAAAACUUUUGCGGCUCGGCGGGCGAGAGCAUUACGGCGGAGUCAAAUAUUUUGCACUUGCGUUUUUAUGCAGAUCAAAUCGCGAUUAAUUCGACAUUCGGCAUUCUGUACACCGCGUUCCGGGAUCGUGGCGCUGCCUGCACCGAGGACGAAUACGAUUGCGAGGACGCGACCUGCAUAUCAAAGGAUUUGGAAUGUAAUGGCCUAGACAAUUGCAAAUUUCGAUGGGAUGAGGAGAGCUGUACGGGCGAAACGGCUGGUCAAUCGGAGCAUGUGGUCAUCAUUGUGAUUGUGUUUGGCCUGAUACUCGGCGGCAUGGUCGUUACGUUCAUCGUCAAUUGCAUACGCAAGAUAAUACGUGAUCAAAAGAUAAUACGCGAACACAUCCGCGAGUCAAAGGAAAGCAAGCUGGACGAGAUGGGUCGCAAUUCCAAGGCGCGUUCGCGAGAGAACAUAUCAAGGCAAAAGCAUUCACAGACCUCGCUGCAAAUACUGGACGAUGUCUCGAAUCGCUACUACCGAGAGGCCGUGCCCAUGUCCACACAAUCGAGCAAAGCCGAUUUCAAGGAGAAGGAGCACAGCAUUCUGCGACGCCAUCCGGACAUGACCCAAACGAGUCUGUGCGGCAUUGGCAUUGGCGACGAUGGCGACUCGAGCUCAACCACAACGGCCACGCAUCAGCAACAGCAACAGCAACAGCAUCAGCAUGAGAUGAUGACAAAGGCGGCCAUGUCGACGGCACCAGUUAAUGCCUGCGAUAUGGGCUGUCAGACGAGGGAAUCGCUGUUCGUCAACAGUCCUGGCAUUGGACCAGGAGCGGGCAUCGGUAUUGCCACACUAAUGAGACAAAAGUCCAGCUCGUCCUCGCUGGGCGGUGGCAGUGUGGCGGGCGUUGGGAUGCCGCCGCCACCUCCACGCUUCUUCUCCACCUUUGGCUAUGAGCCGGCGCCACAUGGCCAGGGAUCGCCCUCGCUGCCGCAGAGUACACCGCCGCCGCCAGUGGUCGGCACGCUGACACGACGCAGCAUGCAACAGCAGCAGCAACAGCAGCAGCAGCAGCAGCAGCAAAUGCAUCCCGAGUCGCUGGAGCUGGAGGAGCGACAUAGCGGCCGCUCGCAUUAUGGCGGUCUCAUGGCGACUCCCACAGCGAAGCCGCCACAGGAGAUCUGUCACCACCAUCACCAGCAUCAACAGCAGCAGCAGCAGCGCAUGCAUCAUGUGCAUCCUGCCCAUCAGCAUCCACCAAGCAUUGCAGCGCGAAUCCCAGCCAUGGGCCUUCAGAAGGGACACGGUCAGGGCCAGGGACAGGGCCAAGGAAUGUGUCAGACAACGAUCCUGCCCGGCAAGCAGCCGCACCAGCAGCCGCACCAGCAGCAGCAGCAGCAAAAGAACGAAGAGUCCAAAGUAUUCAUCGACAUACGGAAUUCAGCGCCAGACGUGAUUAUCAUGACGUCCCAUUGACAUUUAAGGAUUGCCCGCCAAUCAGCAAGAACAACAGAAACAGGAACAGAAACGGCAACAGCAACAACUACGACCGGCAGCAUCAGCAGCUGGACAUUGGCCAACAUAUUAACCGCAGCGACGCUGAUGACACAACACGGACAAGGACACGGACACGGACAUGGACACGGACACGGACAGCUCGGGGGCAGGUCCAGUCCCUGUCUGCAUUCUGUGACAGUUUAUACUUUUGCGUCUCUCGCUCUUUUUAUUGCUGCAUCCCCGAUGUGCUUAAAGUUCUUUGAGUGGGCUCUGGCAUCACCAGAGAAAGGUUUAAUUCAAUUUUGGAACUGGUGUGGUUUUAAACCGGAACCGGGUGAAAUUUUGUACUGUUAAGAAAUGUAAACGUAAUUGAGAGAAAUUGAUCCUGUUUCGAAUUCGUUGGUCGCUUCUCAGUUGCUUCUCCAUCUGGUGCUCAUCCAAGAGCUUUAGCUUUAAGUUUAAUUUGUUUUAAACCAACUGGAAUUUGGUUCUAAUCGGUUCAAGCAACAGCGGCUUUCAAUAUUGCGUUAGGCGUUGAGCAGUCAGUCUGUGGGGGGACGCCACCAAAUGAGCAGGAGCUGGACAGCUGCGACAAAUGGAAGAUGUGUUUGUCCGUUGGCCAGGGCCAGCCCCUUUGCAAUUGAAUUGCCGGCUCGAGCCGCUUUCCCGGCUGUUCUCUGGCUGGCCGCAAUCGAAGGCAACAUGGCCGGACAUGGUCCAGGCAAAAACGAUGAGGAUGCUGCAUGUAGGAGCUGCACAAGGUGGACACGGUUUAUGGUGGGUUGAGCAGACAUUAAACAGACAGAGACGUUGACAACGUGGCGUAUGAGCAACAUU
This is a messenger RNA of Drosophila guanche, 3759 nucleotides long. RefSeq lists its product as uncharacterized. The record is from RefSeq and is a predicted model, not a curated record. Bases 151 to 2901 code for a protein of 916 amino acids. The transcript is spliced from 13 exons. Lineage: Eukaryota; Metazoa; Arthropoda; Insecta; Diptera; Drosophilidae. Gene Ontology annotation, molecular function: protein binding.